AUGGCUAAGUUGGAGGAAUAUUCUACUACCCGCAAGUCAAUAAUUAUGGCAACACUAUGCUUUGUAUAUACAUUAUGGGGAAUUAUUUACAGCCUGCCUGUGCCAUUUUUCCCUCGUGAGGCCGUCGCUAGUGGUUUAACCUUGGCGGAAAUUGGAAUAAUCUUUACUAUGUACCCUGUUGCGUUAUUUGUUUUCUCGCCAGUCUGCUCUAUGCUGAGGAUAAACUUCCAUGUUAUCAUAUUCUUAACAAAUUCGAGAAUUAUUACUACAAACAGCAUGGAUAAAAUUUGCUAUCAAUCAACUCUAAUCCAAACUCUUUUAACAGUUACCGCGGAUCGGGUCAAAAUAUAUGAUGUGGGCAGAACCUUGAAAUUCAUGCAUAACAGAAUGCAUUUUCUGGUUAUGGCAUUAAUUAUUCGAUUUGUGCAAGGUAUCGGGGCAGCUAUUCAGGGAAUUGCUGUCGAAUCUGCGAUUAUCGUAUUAUACCGUGAUCGUAUAGCCUCCGCAAAGGGUUUGAUGGAGAGUUUUGGAGGUCUAGGAUACGCUAUUGGGCCUAUAAUAGGCGCAGGCUUUUAUGCUCUCGGUGGAUAUUCCUUGCCCUUCUUUGUCGUUGGUUCUACUAUCGUUGUUCUUGGUCCUGUUGCAGCAUUUGUUGUUCCAAUGAUAUUAGAUAAACAAGCAACGCCUUGGAAAUCUAUGCUAAAACUAAUUAAGAACUUUUAUAUUUUUAUAUUAUGUUUUGGAGUGUUUGUUCAAGAAUCAUCGUUGACCUUUGUAGAGACCAAUUAUUCUAUUCAUUUGGUAUCAUUCCAUUUGAAAGUGGUGAAAGCUGCUGCUCUUAUGCUAAUAUUAGCAGUGUGCUAUGCAACAAUGGGAAUAAUCAUUGGUCUAGUAUCUGAUCGUUUGGGCUACAGAAAAUUUCUAGGAGCUGGAUAUUUUAUAGCAGUGAUAGGAUUGGAAUUUAUGGGUUCAUUCCCUUAUUUUCAUGUCAGACCGAAAUUAUGGCAUUUUCUUCUUGGCAUGUCCGCUUUUGGAAUUAGCACCGGUGGAGUCAUGAUACCUACCACCGCCGAAAUGGUUCGGUAUGCAAGGGAGAACAAUGUUGGAGAUGACCUUAGCGUCUAUACCUGCGUUACAGGUUUAUUCAAAAUGGCACAAUCGUUAGGCAUGAUUUGUGGCCCUGCCGUUGGUUCAACUUUAACUUCUUUACCUCAACUAAAAUUUCCAUGGACUAGCACGAUAUUUGGUGUUGUUACUUUUUUUCAAUUUUUAAUAUUUGCUGCAUUUGUCCUCUAUGAAACCUUUUGUGCAAAGAAAUCUGAUAGUAAUGAUGGUAAGGGUAACUACAGCCAAAUUUCGGCAACUGAUGAAGAAGAUGAUGGAAAUAAAGAAUUCAAAUCUGUAGUGGCUAAUGAAUCAGAAGACGAAAAUAUCGACAAUAAAUCAGAAAAGUAG
Messenger RNA from Trichoplax adhaerens, 1455 nucleotides. RefSeq lists its product as uncharacterized. Gene Ontology annotation, molecular function: transmembrane transporter activity. NCBI's taxonomy places the organism in Eukaryota, Metazoa, Placozoa, Uniplacotomia, Trichoplacea, Trichoplacidae. Gene Ontology annotation, biological process: transmembrane transport. The transcript is spliced from 16 exons. The coding region runs from base 1 to 1455 and encodes 484 amino acids. The record is from RefSeq and is a predicted model, not a curated record.